This is a messenger RNA of Acipenser ruthenus (sterlet), 1119 nucleotides long. Its product is annotated as leucine-rich repeat-containing protein 30-like. The transcript has a single exon. The record is from RefSeq and is a predicted model, not a curated record. Gene Ontology annotation, molecular function: protein binding. Bases 223 to 1119 code for a protein of 298 amino acids. Lineage: Eukaryota; Metazoa; Chordata; Actinopteri; Acipenseriformes; Acipenseridae.
UUGAGGCAAUCUGAUAGGAAACAUUCAAUUGUGUAAAAGAUAAGACCAGCAACCAAAAUCAGCAAAGUUUACCUGAAUGGAGAAAAUUUGAAGUCGUAUCAAAAGAAGUUAACUUUUUAAAAAGAAACAAAUCUAGCAUUGAUAGUUGCCAUCUUUAGGGAAGCUUACUUUAGGAAAUGCACUGGGAAGCUUUGAAAAAGGACAAACACGCAGUUUAAAGACAUGGGAGCAAAGCAAUCGAAAGACUUUGCCAAAGAGGAGCUAAAGAAACAAGUUAUAAAGAAAGGCAAAACUCCUCCCAAAGAAGAUGGAUUGUCAUCCGCUGAUAGAAUAAGAAAGUAUGCCACCAGCCAUUUUGGGUUCAACAUUCUUAGCUUGACCAUGAGAGGAAUGUCAGAAAUCCCUGAGCCGUUGUGGGAGCUGACUGAAGUGGAGAAGCUCAAUCUGUCACUAAACUGCCUCACCAUUCUCCCUCCUGCAGUGGGGGUGCUGGAAAACCUAGUGAUUCUAAACCUGUGGGGGAACCAGCUGACCAGCUUGCCUGUGGAGAUUGGCCUGCUGAAAAACCUACGGGUGUUGUUCGCCUACAAGAACCUCCUGACCGAGGUUCCAGAGGAGCUGACUGACUGCAGAAAGUUGGAGGUUCUCAGUCUGGCUAACAAUCUAAUCACUGGCCUCCCCAUCUGCUUCAUGGAUAUGGUCAGCUUGAAGAAGCUGAAUCUGAGCCACAACCGCAUUGCUCACAUCCCUGCCUGCGUCUACGGGAUGAAGAACCUGGUCUUUUUGCACCUUGCCCAUAACAAGCUGGAAAACAUAGCAGAUAAGAUCCAGCAUCUGGAAAACCUAAAAAUCCUAAUAGUCGAGGGCAACUGCAUUCACUCUUUACCAAAAACCCUGUGCUUUCUAACCUCCUUGGAGUUGCUUAAUGUAGAUUUUAAUGACAUUCAGCAGGUCCCUGUGGAACUGUGUCAGCUGAGGCGAUUGAAGAAGCUUGCUUGCCAUCCUCUGGACAAAGGGCUUCACAUCGUCCAUAACCCACUUUUUAAACCACUGGCCGAAGCUCUAGAUGGGGGACUUAAUGCCCUGUUUAAUUAUCUUAAAUUAUUGCAAUAUAAAUAA